CAGUAUAGUAUGAAAUGAAAAGAAGAGAAGUCGAUUCCUAUUUCGUCGUCAAGAAAAUUAUUUAGUUCCACGUAACGUGUCGUGGUAAUUCCGCAUAGAGUAUCAUGAAUAAAAGCACUGUGUAAUGUGCACGUAGGUAGUGUUUGCUGAUGAUCACGGAUUCGCCAUGGCAAGCAAUACAAAAAAUGCAUUGCAAAGUGCAGGACGUGGAGCUGGAUACAAUAUCAUUCUUCAGCUGCUGUUUCGCAUUGCCACAUUUGUCCUGAACGCCUUCAUUGUCCGGCGCAUCAGCAAGCAGCUGCUGGGUGUUGUUAACGUCAGACUGACUCUUCUGUACACGACGGGCCUCUUCCUGUCGCGCGAGGCACUGCGACGGGCAUGCCUCAGCAAGACGGACGAAGGCUGCAAUGUGCGACAUGUCGUCAAUCUGAUGUGGGCUACUGUACCGAUCGGUGUCCUCUGUACUGGUCUACUGUCCGCCGUGUGGAUCUUUCUGCUAGAGCAGCCGCCAGUUGUGGACAUUCCCGAUUACCCGCAGGCCGUGAUUGCGUUUGCUGUCUGCACGGUAGCUGAGCUGAUGGCCGAACCCCUGUACGUCCUGGCGCAGCGGUACUUCUACGUACGCGUCAAGGUGAUGGUGGAGGGCGGUGCACUGGCAGCGCGUGUUAUCCUCACCGGCACGCUGGUUGCCCUGUAUCCAGAAUGGGGACUCUUCUCGUUCUGCAUAUCCUACGUGCUAUAUGCCGUCGUGUUUGUCAUGCUCUACUAUGGCUUCUUCACAAGCGUGAUCAAGGAUAAAUCAUCGCCCAUUCCCAUCAGUUCGUGGGGCGACCUCUUGCCACAGCCAGCGCCAAACCAGCCGUUACUAAGCUUAUCGACGUGGACAUCACCCAGACUUGUCUACUUGGCGGUUAGCUUCUUCAAGCAGUCUUUCUUCAAGCAAAUCCUUACGGAAGGGGAACGCUAUGUCAUGACGUUCUUCAGAGCCCUGACCUUCCAGGAGCAAGGUAUAUUUGACACGAUCGCCAACCUGGGCUCGAUGGUGGCACGCUUUGUGUUCAUGCCGAUUGAGGAGAGCUACAGUGUCUUCUUCACGACAACAUUACAGCGUGGCCUGGUGGCUGACCAGCAACCGCCGGCGGUGGUGAAGACGGCAUCGUCGGCCCUCAGUGUGCUGCUCAAGUUUGUCUUUCUCGUCGGCCUGAUCAUCGUGGUCUUCGGAUGGUCAUACUCCUAUCUACUGCUAAUGAUUUACGGCGGCGACAAGCUGACUGCGUCUCCCGGACCGGCAAUUUUACGCACGUACUGCUUCUACGUGCUGGUGCUGGCUGUGAAUGGUAUGACGGAGUGUUUCUACUUUGCCACCAUGAGCAAAGAGGAGAUUGACCGAUACAACCGCAAAAUGCUGCUCUUCUCCUUCAUGCUGCUCGGUCUCUCCUGGCUGCUGACCACCACGUUUCUGGGUAGCUUAGGUUUCAUCAUUGCCAACAGCGUGCAGAUGUGUGCUCGUAUAGUGUACAGUGCGAGCUAUAUCCGCCGGUAUUUUGCAUCGGUGUCGGAGGACCCUCUCAGCAAGGCCAUGCCUGCACCAGCUACAUGGUUGUCAUUGGUUGUUUCGCUGUUUGUGACUGUCCUAUCCGAGCACAUCUUCUGCUGCAAUACGUCUCUGUUUCACCUGGCUAUCCACGUCGCAAUUGGUGCCGCGUGCCUUCUUAUGGUGUUGGCAUGCCUGUUCGUCUUCGAGAAGGACCUCGUGCAGUUUAUCCGGCAGAAUAUCCUCGCCAGGUCACGUCCUGACUAGGGUUCUCCGUUGUGACAAGGUUUGUUUGCAUAGUUGGAGUUGGGAAGUUUUCACAACUCAACUUUCCACAACUCCUCCCCGCUGUUUGCUGACUAAGAGUUUCCCGGCCUUGCUGGCUCGAUGAGAUAGCCUGAGGCUACUUCCAGCCAAGGGUUCUCUUUGUUGAACAGGCCCUUGUGGAACUGUAAUCUCAUCCUGGGUCACAUCGUUGAGAGAUGUAUGUGUGUGUGUGUGUGUGUGUGUGUUUCCUGAUUGGUAAGUUGGACUGUAGGAAAUCGUCACUGGCUGUUAUCAUGGUAACUUUACACGCAUGUUUUAUGAGUCCUUCAUAACCCACGCGGCAGCUGGUCUGCUUGCUAACUCAAUUUGAUCUUUUGAAUCUCCAUUUUUUGUGCAUGUACUUCCAUGCCUUCUCUUAUAGGUUUUCCAAGCUAGGCGUGAUUGAUUGAGAACUAUCUACGGUUUUUCUUUUGAAACGACAAUGGCGAGUGUUCACAGUCAGGUUAUACGAAAAGACUUUUGGAGGACUGGA
Molecule: messenger RNA, 2333 nt
Organism: Sycon ciliatum
Lineage: Eukaryota; Metazoa; Porifera; Calcarea; Leucosolenida; Sycettidae
Product: protein RFT1 homolog
Exons: 14
Coding region: 167-1801 (544 amino acids)
Biological process (GO): glycolipid translocation; dolichol-linked oligosaccharide biosynthetic process
Cellular component (GO): endoplasmic reticulum membrane
Source: RefSeq, a predicted model, not a curated record